Molecule: messenger RNA, 3097 nt
Organism: Hemicordylus capensis (graceful crag lizard)
Lineage: Eukaryota; Metazoa; Chordata; Lepidosauria; Squamata; Cordylidae
Product: kinesin-like protein KIF20A
Exons: 19
Coding region: 127-2613 (828 amino acids)
Biological process (GO): mitotic spindle assembly; microtubule-based movement
Cellular component (GO): kinesin complex; nucleus; spindle microtubule
Molecular function (GO): ATP hydrolysis activity; plus-end-directed microtubule motor activity; microtubule binding
Source: RefSeq, a predicted model, not a curated record
AUUUAACUCCUGCGGGAGGGACAUAGCAGGUUUUGCUGGAGCAGUGGGUGAAGGCUAUUUCUGUUGGUAGAGAGGAGAAAGCAAACAAGCACGUUUUUGCAAGGAAAUCAAGUAUCAGGUGAAAGAAUGGAUUGCCAGGAAAGAGCUGGGAUACCUUCGGCAGUGUGUGGCACGAUGGGAUUGAUGUCCGAUCAUGAUUCACCUUUGCCCGUGGAGUUGUCAGAGAUAUCAAGCACCAAGGAACAGUAUGAAGAAGAGUUGUGUCAGCCAUUGAAAGUAUAUUUGAGAGUAAGACCCUUCUCUAAUGCAGAACUUGAAAACAAUGAAAACCAGGGCUGUUUAAUUAUUGAAAAUCAAGAAACAGUAACACUUCAAGCACCUAAAGAAUCGGCUGCAAUGAAGAACAGUGAGAAAGGAAUUGGACAACCUGCCCAUCAGUUUACCUUUACUCAGGUUUUUGGACCAGACACUACUCAAAAAGAAUUUUUUGAAGGUACCAUGAAGGAGAUUGUAAAAGCCUACACUGAUGGAGUGAAUGGCCUUGUGUUUACUUAUGGUGUUACCAAUGCGGGCAAAAGUUUCACUGUUCAAGGUUGUCCAAAAGAUGGUGGUAUCCUGCCUCGUUCUCUUGACUUGAUCUUUAAGCAUAUCAGAGGAAGGCAGUAUCCAAAGAUGAACUUAAAACCCUGCUUCAGCAAUCUUGUCAAGAGGCUAAAUGAUAUGCAGAUCAAGCAAGAAGAAGGCAUAAAAGCUGCACUUCUUGCUUCUUUAAAAGAGGAGACUGAAAAUACUUGGAAGCCCACUACAAAUCUGAGUGCAUCAGACACAAGCUGUAGUAGCUGUAACUUGUCAAGUUUUGCUUUGGAUCAAUUAGACCAACAUUCUGACCUCCUAGAUUCAGAAGUAUUUAACUGCUAUCCAAGAACGCUGUCUUCUGUAUGGGUUUCUUUCUUUGAAAUCUACAACGAAUACAUCUAUGACCUACUAGAUUUACUGCCAACACUGAAACAUCCGAAGCGCAAAGUUCUGAGGAUCUGUGAAGAUCAGAGUGGAAACGCUUACAUUAAAGACUUAAAGUGGAUCAAUGUAAAUAGCGUGGAAGAGGCUUGCAAAAUACUUAAAACAGGAAACAAGAAUAGAAGCUUGGCAUGCACUAGAAUGAAUCGGCAAUCAAGCAGAAGUCACAGUAUAUUUUCUAUCAGACUGCUCAACUUGAGUGAUGAGAAUGUGCCACAGAUUCUUGGAGUCUCUGAACUAUCUCUAUGUGACCUGGCUGGAUCAGAACGAUGCAAUAAAACGCACUCUUUUGGAGACAGACUUAAAGAAGCAGGCAAUAUUAAUAAUUCUCUUCUUAUUCUUGGGAAAUGCAUCGCAGCACUGAAACAGAAUCAAAAUCCUAAGUUAAGGCCAGCAUAUAUUCCCUUCAGAGAGAGUAAACUGACCCGUUUAUUUCAACCAUUCUUCUGUGGUAAAGGCAAUGCUUGUAUGAUUGUCAACAUUAACCAAUGUGCCUCUAUGUAUGAUGAGACACUACACGUAAUGAAAUUUUCUGCAGUAGCUAAGCAAGUUAUUCAAACAUUUCAGCCCCAAAUCUUUGAUUAUUUCCCAAAAAAAUAUAUUGGAAGGGGAAAUAGGCCCACAGUGCAUUUUGAUGACACAUCUGCUGAAGAAAUUGCAGAGGUUUCACACAUCUCCUCUGAAGAAGAGGAAAUGGAUGUUGCCGUUAUGAGCCAUGAGGAUCUCCUGAAAACUACCGAGAUCCUAAAGGAAAAGCUGGUUGCAGAAAGACGAAACAAACUACUGCUUGAGGUGCAUAUACGUAAAGAGAUGGCCGAAGCAAUGUUUCAGCAGCUGAUGGAAACAGAAGAGGCCUGGAGUAAGCGCUUAGAAGACAUAAAAGAACAUUAUGAAGAAAAACUGGAGAGUAAAUUUGAGAUGUACAAGGAAGCUAUAAAGAAGCAUGCGUAUAUGUGUGCGAUGGAACAAAUUGAAGAGCAUUAUGUUUCAAUAGAAGAGUUCAUUGCUGAACAAGCAAAAGUUGAGGACAGAGAUAUGAAAAUAUUACAGCUGAAACUAAAACUUGGAGAACAAGAAUCCUUAUUUUCAGAAAGUCCCACAUCAGAUACUACAGAAGGUGGAAUUAAUCCAGAUGACAAAUCCAAGAUGAUGCAGAGAGCUUCAUACCUUUUGCAGAGACAAUGUGAAGAAAAAGAUGAGUUAAUAAAAUCACUGAAGUUGAAAAUACAGAAAUUAAAUGAAAUGUUGCAAGAUGCCAAGGAGAUUUGUAGAAAAACAGCUGAAGAGAAUAAUAGACUGAAGCAGAUGGUCAUGUUUAAGGAACAAGAAGUUGGAGACCUUCAAAACUGGGUGAAACGUGUUCAUGAGCUUGAAGCCACCAUCUCUCUUCUCCAAGCACAACUAGAUGAAAGGAAAAAGGUCCUAAGCACAAAGGAUUUUAAGCUCCAAAAAUCUAAGAAAGGCUUCUUUGCAAAUCUGAAAUAUACUAUAGCAGAAGUUCCAAAAGCUUCCAGAGACAAAGACUCAGCAAAACUUGAUGAGUCUCUUACAGCUUCACCGAAACUAACGCCAGGACCACGUAAAGUAAAAGAAUAAGUUGAAGCUUUUUAGUUGUGUUAAUUGCAGCUAUUGAGUUAGUCAAUACAUGAUAUUGGUGACUUAUCAUAGUAGAAAAAUCACUGAGAAGACAGAUGAACAUCUCGCUUGAAGGGAAAGAACUUGAUGUUGUUUCUUCAACAAUGUAGUGCAGCCUUGUUUAUUUUAACUCGUGGGUUAGUCAGCAGCAAAUGCUCUGGCUUUUAGUUCCAGAUAAUAUCUGUAUCAAGAAUACCAGAACAGUUUCAUGCACUGUCACUUAAUUGUCUUUCUUUCUUGAACUACUAGGCCAAACUCCAGAACUCUUUUCACUGUUUAAAGACAUGAAGCUAAUGUUCAGGCCUUCAUAACUUGCUUCACAAGUUGCAAAAAUGAGAAGCUGCUAAGUGUUUUGGCUAAGUUGUUUUCCUUGUGUGAAGGAAUUGGAUAUAAAUAUGUAAGCUCACUAUUUUAUACACUUGAUAAUAAACAUAGUUUCCAGUAA